AUGCUGGGGAAGAGGGGCCAUCGAGAGUCACCCGGUCGCCGCUCCCACACCGCCGGAGCCGAGCUGUCCUUCUCCGUGAGCCACAUGGAGCGCCUCCUGCGGGAGGGCCACUACGCCCAGCGCCUGAGCUCGUCCGCACCCGUCUACCUAGUGGCCAUCACCCAGUACCUGGCGGCCAGGGUCCUGGAGCUGGCGCGCCAUGAGGCCCAGAACAGCAGCAGGAGGCACCUCACUCCGGAGCCGGUGGACGUGGCGGCCCGCAGCAACGUGCUGCUCAGCGACUUGUUCAGGACUAUAGCACCAUCUCCCAGCCCGGGCGGCCCCGGCCUGCCCGCCGCCUUGGGCACAGUCACUGCGAGUCGAUAA
Molecule: messenger RNA, 366 nt
Organism: Aethalodelphis obliquidens (Pacific white-sided dolphin)
Lineage: Eukaryota; Metazoa; Chordata; Mammalia; Artiodactyla; Delphinidae
Product: histone H2A-Bbd type 2/3-like
Exons: 2
Coding region: 1-366 (121 amino acids)
Cellular component (GO): nucleosome
Molecular function (GO): protein heterodimerization activity; structural constituent of chromatin; DNA binding
Source: RefSeq, a predicted model, not a curated record